Molecule: messenger RNA, 1626 nt
Organism: Tripterygium wilfordii
Lineage: Eukaryota; Viridiplantae; Streptophyta; Magnoliopsida; Celastrales; Celastraceae
Product: transcription factor MYB54
Exons: 3
Coding region: 291-1064 (257 amino acids)
Biological process (GO): regulation of DNA-templated transcription
Cellular component (GO): nucleus
Molecular function (GO): DNA-binding transcription factor activity, RNA polymerase II-specific; RNA polymerase II cis-regulatory region sequence-specific DNA binding
Source: RefSeq, a predicted model, not a curated record
AGCAUCAAUCGCUGGUGCACUCCGAGGUCUGUCCAAACCCUCCGCACUCUCUAACGGAAUUCAAACACUUUCCCAAUUAUCUCUAAUCUCUCUCUUUUUCUUCCACAAAUAAUUAUAUAAUCAUCUCAUCUUCCUAUACCACCACCACUACUUCUCUCUCUCUCUCUCUCUCUCUGAUUUUGGUUUCUUUAGGUAGUAGCUAGAUAGUUGUAGAAGUACAAAGAGGAGAGAGGAUUGGAUUAGGGUUUGAUAGAUAGUUGUCGCUAGCUAAGCUAGAAGAAGAUCAGAUCAUGUGUACCAGAGGCCACUGGAGGCCAGCUGAAGAUGAAAAGCUUAAGGAGUUGGUGGAAAAAUACGGUCCUCAUAAUUGGAACGCCAUAGCCGAAAAGCUUCAAGGAAGAUCAGGGAAGAGUUGUAGGUUGAGAUGGUUCAAUCAGUUGGAUCCAAGAAUCAAUCGAACACCUUUCACAGAAGAGGAAGAAGAGAGGCUUCUUGCUUCACAUAGAAUUCAUGGCAACAGAUGGGCUGUUAUUGCCAGGCUUUUCCCCGGUCGAACCGACAACGCUGUCAAGAAUCAUUGGCAUGUUAUUAUGGCAAGAAGGUGUAGAGAAAGAUCAAGGCUUUAUGCCAAAAGAGCAGCUCAAUCACUUCUACUAAACCAUAAUCAUCAUCACCAUAAACCUUCUUCUUCUUCUUCUUCUUCUUCUAAUAUCUCUAAACCAGCUGACUUGCAAAUCAUGGGGUGUGACAAUGGGAUGAGGAGGAGUCUUGGUUCAAUAUUUGUUGACAAGUAUUGUGAAAAAUAUCAUGAGCAUCCUUUCAGUACUACUCACAGCUUCCAUGUCCAAAAUCUGAUGUCUUCACAACAUGAAGAUUAUAAUAAGAAUCAGCCGAUGGAGUUUUAUGAUUUUCUCCAAAUAAACACAGAAUCCAACAAAAGUGAAGUGAUAGACAAUGCAAGAAGAGAUGAUGAGGAAGUCAAUCAGCAGGAGCAACACAAGAAGGCAGCACCUGGUGUUCCAUUAUUCUUUGAUUUCCUAUCAAUUGGAAGCUCUUCUUCAUAGUUGUGGUGAUCAUCCAUCUCUUAUCAACUAAAUCACUUACAUGUAUACAUAUUGUGGAUGCUUUUUUUGCAUCCAAGGAAUUGUCCACUCUGGGUACUUUUAAGGGCGUUCUUACCCUUCACUCACGGAUUUAUUUCAGAAAAAUAUCCCACCUCCCCACUAGAACCCAUGACCUCGUGGAGAUGGGAAAGUGAAUACCGUGAGGGGAUAGUAGGAACGCCUGUAGAGGUACCCCAGAGCGGAUAAUCCUGUGGAUGCAAAAAAAAAAACGCAUCUACACAUAUAUAUAAAUGUAUCAAGCAUGCUUGAUGAGUUGUUUCAACUACUUACCUAGCUAACUAGAACUAGAAGUUACAACUUUAAUUGCAUUUGGCAGAUGUAUGAAUAUGUAAUAUUUAAGAGACAUAUGUACGUAGCAGUUAAUUAGCUAGGCAUAUGUAUGUAUGUGUAGGGAAAAUGAAGUUGCAUGUAUUAAAAGCAAAAUCUUUAAUCCAGAAUGCUAGUGUAAAACAAUGUAUCAAGAGAAAAAGAAGAAGAAGGAAUGUUCAAAUUAAUUGCAGAA